AUGGAUGGCUCGAUAUCUUCGUUGCGGACGCAGACUACCCCAUCUGCCCUUGGUCUUCCCGCAUCCGAAGGCUCGCGUCCCGAUCGUCCAAAGCUACUCUUCAUGGGCCCACGCAGUGGUGGAAAGUCUUCAAUUCGAGAGGUUGUCUUUCAUAAGCUCCAACCAGACCAGACCCUCCAUCUCGAAACAACCAGAAGAAUCACUCAGGAUGACAUCAAAUCUUUUAUCGAUUUUGAGAUCUGGGACUUGCCCGGACCGCUGGAUUCAGAUGGGCUAACCCUGCCAUUCGCACACGUGGGAGCCGUCAUCUUUGUGAUCGAUGCUCAAUCUAGUUACCUCAGCACCAUUCCACAAUUGGCAUCAACCGUGAUACAGGCUUAUCAGACUAACCCGGCGCUUCACUUUGAGAUCUUCAUGCACAAGAUUGAUGCUGUUACCCCUGACUACCGAAGCGAAAUCAUUGAGCAAGUUAAAGAUCGCCUGACGGACGAACUAUCGGAUCGAGAAUUAUCAAUCUACGGCGUUCCAACAAUUGCCAUCGAACUCAGUCAUCGGAUAACGUACAAGCUCACGACUGUUUUUGAUUACUCUAUCUACGAUGCCCUGAGUCGAGUGAUUAUGAAAAUCGUCCCCCAACAAGCGGCUCUUGAACAUCUGAUGAAUCUGCUUGCUCAGCAGAGUGGAGUCGAGAACUGCAUUCUUUUUGACACCUGGACCAAACUAUAUAUCGCCACGGAUUCGUCACCCACAGAGAAGCCGCUGCUAGAGAUGUGCACUGAAUUCAUGGAUAUAUUCACAGACCUUUCGGAACUCUAUGGAGUACCACAGCAGAUCUCGCCAGUCACAAGACCUACCUCGAUGACCAAUGGAUUAGGAAAGAGUCUACCCAUGGUUCCUCCACGGGUUCCCGACGGUUCGCACAGCAAGCGUAGCGCCAGUCGUGGCAGGGCAUCAGAAUUGAGCCCAGCCACUCGAUCAUCCUCGGUCGCUCUAGGUCCGACCAAAAAACCGCCGAAUGCCGCGGGCAGGAGAAUGAUUACGAGCCAGGUCAAGGUCGACACAAGCUUUGGUGGACCCCGCGGGGUUGGUAUGCCAGAAAUCAUGCGCACUCAGGGUACUUUGAUUGAGUACAACGUCUCCCGAAUCCGAGAAAGUAUCGAGAAGAUAUUUCAAAUCACAAAUGGAACGCCUUCAAAACAUAGACGCCGAGUCUCGUAG
This is a messenger RNA of Puccinia triticina, 1218 nucleotides long. RefSeq lists its product as uncharacterized. The transcript has 9 exons. NCBI's taxonomy places the organism in Eukaryota, Fungi, Basidiomycota, Pucciniomycetes, Pucciniales, Pucciniaceae. Bases 1 to 1218 code for a protein of 405 amino acids. Gene Ontology annotation, biological process: positive regulation of TOR signaling; cellular response to amino acid stimulus; regulation of autophagy. The record is from RefSeq and is a predicted model, not a curated record. Gene Ontology annotation, cellular component: fungal-type vacuole membrane; nucleus; Gtr1-Gtr2 GTPase complex. Gene Ontology annotation, molecular function: GTPase activity; GTP binding.